ACUCUUAUUCCCGUAUUUUGCCUAUGCUAACACUCUGUAUACUCAGGUACAAAUACUUCUCUUUCUUUCCCAUUAAGCUUGCAGCUCCUUGGGAGAUCCUAAUAUACUACCUAGUGUAUAGUUACUCCUUAAUAAAUGUUUCUGAAUUAAUAAUUGAACGAAUGCAUAAAAACACAUUAGAGACAGAAAACAGAGAACACAUCAGAUGGAAUAUUUCCAAUUAAAUUGUCAUAUUUGAAGUUCAAAACUAGCUUAACUUAAACAUUCCAGCUUUCACAGAUUACCUUGUUAAUUACUCUCUUUAGAGAUUUGUUUUUCUUUUGGAGUUUCCUGGUGGUCCAUUGGUUACGACUCACCACUUUCACUGCUAUGGCCCAGGUUCAAUCCCUGGUCUGGUAAUCAUAUUUUGGUAGACCAAGAUAUAUGUUUACUGUUUGAGGCAUUUGUCUUAUUUUAUUCUGGAUAAUUGUCUUGGAUGUUCUGGAUAAUUUUCUCUGGGAUAACUCAGUUUUGUCCCCAAUUUACUAAUAUAUCACAAACUUUAAUAUGUAAAUGACAAUGCUGCAAUCCUUUAUUGACUUUUCUGGGUGAUCUCUCUUGUGUUCAGUAGAAAGAUAGUUACUAGUUUCCCACAGAAGCUAGAUAACUCUCCUAAGGCUACUACUUUUAACUAGUUUGAUUCGUGAUCUUACAUUACAAGAGGUCAUGGUCAGUGAGAUAAACCUAUAAGCCAAAUAUUAAGCAACUCCUUUUCAGUAGCCAGUAAUCAAAUUUCAAAGCCCAAACUAUGAAAACUUAGUGUUCACCCAUUAGUUAUAUAAAGUAGUCUAAUAAAAAGGCAUAAUAUUGACUCCUAGAAUGAACCACCCCUUGUAUAAUUAUAUGGGACUAUAAAAGUGGGUGCAACCUAUUUACUGUGUAAGAAAAGGAUCAGCUCUCUACUUAGAUAUCUAUGCGUGUGUAACAUCAGAAACAGGAUGUCAAUCUCCAUGAAUAAAGCAGAACUGCCUUAUAAGAAAUCCUAAAGGAAGUCCUUUUGAUUGAAAGGAAAUGAUACGGGAUAAUAACUCAAAUCUACAGGAAAAAAUAAGAAGCACUGGAUAUGGUGCCUGCGCCCGUGGAGAGCAGCUGCAGCAGGUGGCGUCCGGGGUGUGGUCAAUGAGGAGUAGCCUGAGGAAGAUGCUGCGCCCGGGGGAGAAGAAAGAACCCCCGGGCGUUGUCUACCAGGGCGUGGAGGACGACAUGGAAGACUCCAAGGACUCCUUUAAGGUGGUUUUUGAGGAAAGUGCAUGUGGUUUACAAAACUUUUUGAAGAAACGAAAGAGACUUAAAAAAUAUGAUGAUGUGAACGCCUCCCCUUUGCAUCACGCUGCAGAAGAAGGUCAAGUGGGGCUGAUGGAGAUGAUUGUCAGUGACUCCUCCUGUGAAGUACUCAAUGCGAUGGAUGAUUAUGGAAAUACCCCUCUGCAUUGGGCUGCAGAGAAAAACCAAGUUGAAAGCAUUAAGUUUCUUCUUCGCAAAGGAGCUAAUCCAAACCUCCGAAACUGCAACAUGAUGGCGCCCCUGCACGUGGCUGUGCAGCGCUUGAACAACGAGGUGAUGAAGGUCUUGAUUGAGCACAGCGGUACGGAUAUUAAUCUGGAAGGAGAAAAUGGCAAUACAGCUCUGAUAAUCGCGUGUUUCACGGAUAAUAGUGAAGCAGUGGAGCUUUUGUUAAAUAAAGGAGCCAAGCCAUGUAAAUCAAAUAAGUGGGGAUGCUUCCCGAUUCACCAGGCUGCAUUCUCAGGUGCCAAAAAAUGCAUGGAAAUAAUAUUGAAGUUUGGUGAAGAGAAUGGGUACAGCAGAGUAGCUCACAUCAACUUUGUAAACAACAGGAAAGUCAGCCCUCUCCACAUGGCUGUUCAAAGCGGUGACUUGGAAAUGAUUAAAAUGUGCCUGGACAAUGGUGCCCAGUUGGACCUGAUGGAGAAAGGGAAGUGCACUGCCCUUCAUUUUGCGGCCACCCAGGGAGCCACCGAGAUUGUUAAACUGAUGGUAUCAUCCUAUUCGGGCAGCCAGGAUAUUAUUAAUGCCGUGGAUGGAAAUCAGGAAACGCUGCUUCACAGAGCCUCAUUAUUUGAUCACCAUGAACUAGCAGACUACUUAAUUUCAAUGGGAGCAGAUAUUGAUAGCACGGAUUCUGAAGGACGUUCUCCACUUAUCUUAGCCACCGCUUCCGCUUCCUGGAAUAUUGUCAAUUUGCUUCUCUCUAAAGGUGCCCGUGUAGGCAUAAAAGAUCAUCUUGGACGUAAUUUUUUGCAUUUGACUGUACAACAACCGUACGGAUUAAAAAAUUUGCGACCUGAGUUUUUGCAGAUGCAACAUAUUAAAGAGCUGGUGAUGGAUGAAGACAAUGACGGGUGCACGCCUCUACACUACGCGUGUAGACAAGGGGUCCCCGUCUCUGUAAAUAACUUACUUGACUUCAAUGUGUCCAUUCAUUCCAAAAACAAAGAUAAGAAAUCACCCCUGCAUUUUGCAGCCAGCUAUGGGCGUAUCAAUACCUGUCAGAGGCUCUUACAAGACAUGAGUGACACGAGACUUUUGAAUGAAGGUGACCUUCACGGAAUGACUCCUUUGCACCUGGCUGCAAAAAAUGGGCAUGAUAAAGUGGUUCAACUUCUUCUGAAAAAAGGUGCAUUAUUUCUCAGUGACCACAAUGGCUGGACUGCUCUGCAUCAUGCCUCCUUGGGAGGGUACACUCAGACCAUGAAGGUCAUUCUUGACACUAACAUGAAGUGCACAGAUCGGCUAGAUGACGAAGGGAACACUGCGCUUCACUUUGCGGCAAGGGAGGGCCACGCCAAAGCUGUCGCCUUGCUCCUGAGCUACGACGCCAACAUCAUCCUGAACAAGCAGCGGGCCUCCUUCCUGCACGUGGCAAUUCACAAUAAGCGAAAGGAGGUGGUUCUCACCACCAUCCGGAACAAAAGAUGGGAAGAAUGUCUAAUGACGUUUAGUCAUUAUUCUCCAAGCAAUAGAUGUCCAGUCAUGGAAAUGGUAGAAUAUCUGCCUGAAUGCAUGAAAGUACUUUUAGAUUUCUGCAUGAUGCCCUCUACAGAAGACAAGUCCUCUCCAGACUACCACAUUGAGUAUAAUUUCAGAUAUCUUCAAUGUCCAUUAGAAUUCACCAAAAAAGUAGCACUUGUACAAGAUGUGACAUAUGAGCCUCUUUCAACCCUCAAUGCGAUGGUACAGCAUAACCGCAUAGAGCUUCUCAACCACCCUGUGUGUAAAGAAUAUUUACUUAUGAAAUGGUGGGCUUAUGGGUUUAGAGCCCAUGUCAUGAACUUGGGAUCAUACUGUCUUGGCCUCCUGCCUAUGACCUUUCUUGUGAUCAGUAUCCGACCAGGUAUGGCUUUCAACUCAACUGGAAUCAUCAAUGAAACUAGUGACCAUUCAGAAAUAUUAGACACCAAGAAUUCAUAUACUAUAAAUGUCUGUAUGAUUUUAGUUUUGUUAUCAAGUAUAUUUGGAUAUUGCAAAGAAGUGGCCCAGAUUUUCCAGCAGAAAAGGAAUUACUUUUUUGAUAAUAGCAAUGCACUUGAAUGGAUUAUCUACACAACAAGCAUCAUUUUUGUGUCACCCUUGUUCAUCAGCAUACCAGCUUAUGUGCAGUGGCAGUGUGGAGCGAUUGCUAUAUACCUCUAUUGGAUGAACUUCUUGUUGUAUCUUCAGAGAUUUGAAAAUUGUGGCAUUUUUAUCGUGAUGUUGGAGGUGAUCAUGAAAACUCUGUUGAAAUCGACAGUCGUGUUUGUCUUCCUUCUUGUGGCUUUUGGACUCAGCUUUUAUGUCCUCCUGAGCAUACAGGAUGCUUUCAGCUCGCCGUUGCUGUCUAUAAUGCAGACUUUCAGUAUGAUGUUAGGAGAUAUCAAUUAUCACGACGCCUUCCUAGACCCAUUUCUGAGGAAUGAAUUGGCGUAUCCAUUUCUGUCCUUUGCCCUACUUAUUACGUUCACCAUGUUCGUCCCCAUUGUCCUCAUGAAUUUACUCAUUGGUUUGGCAGUUGGUGACAUUGCUGAGGUUCAGAAGCAUGCGCUGUUGAAGAGGAUUGCCAUGCAGGUGGAACUUCAUACCAGCUUGGAGAAGAAGCUGCCACUCUGGUUCCUACACAAGGUCGAUCAGAAAUCCAUCACCGUGUAUCCCAACAGACCCAGAUAUAGUGGAGGGCUAUUACGUGGUGUACUUCACUAUAUCUUUUGCCCCCAAGAGACAAGACAAGAAAUACCAAAUGUUGAUACAUCUUUGGAAACAGAAAUAAUGAAGCAAAAAUACCGGCUGAAGGAUCUCAGUUCUCUUCUGGAAAAGCAGCAUGACCUUAUUAAACUCAUCAUUCAGAAGAUGGAAAUCAUCUCUGAGACAGAGGAUGAAGAUUACCAGAGUUCUUUUCAAGACAGGUUUAAGAAACAACAGUUAGAACAAAGGAAUAGCAAAUGGAAUUCUGUAUUGAGAGCAGUAAAGGCAAAAACACACUCCCCUUAGCAUGAGUUUUCCAAGCCUGCAACAGAGCUCCCUAUGGAGGGUUGUGUGUUUUACAGGGUCUAAAUUCCAACUGGGAAAGAGUGAGGAAAAGCAGAAAUUUGCAUGGUUCCUACAUUCUACAUAAGUAGACUCUCUUUCUGUCUCUCUCCAUAUUUUCUGCCAGUCACUCUGUACAGGGAAUAGCAUUGCUAAUAAAUUCAGGUUGGACUUUACCUUGCCUUAUUUGAAUGGGUAGAAAACCAAUUUGCUAGAACAUAUAUUUGCAGUGAUAAGGAGUAAUUCAUGUAAUAAUUAAGCUAGAAUACAAAUGUCAAUAUUGGAUUCCUGCUUAAUAAUUAUACUAUAGAGAAAGCAUUAGAAAAUCAAAUAUUGUACUAGGUCCUAUCCUGUGAUCUACUUUUUGUGUUAGAAGACUCUGUGUCUGGAACCCUGUGGGCUCUGUUCCUAGCAGAGUCCAUCCCCCACCUGCUUGCUGCUCCUAACACAGCUGAUUGUCACUCUGAGUUGAGACCCAAAUGAAUAGAUUUUAUGUUAUGCAUAAAUUUUACUAUAUGUGGUAUCUGUUAUUUCCAUAUUUUUUGGUCUCCCAAUGAUGAUAAUUAAUAAAAUCUAUAUAGUCACCUCCAUGA
Sus scrofa (pig) is the source of this 5150-nucleotide messenger RNA. The record is from RefSeq and is a predicted model, not a curated record. NCBI's taxonomy places the organism in Eukaryota, Metazoa, Chordata, Mammalia, Artiodactyla, Suidae.